Molecule: messenger RNA, 1386 nt
Organism: Oryza sativa Japonica Group (Japanese rice)
Lineage: Eukaryota; Viridiplantae; Streptophyta; Magnoliopsida; Poales; Poaceae
Product: glutathione S-transferase T3-like
Source: RefSeq, a predicted model, not a curated record
UGGCAUGCUAUCUGCCAUGGUGCAUGUGCACUUAAGUCAGCACACCACCUGAAAGGCUGCUGUCUACAAAUCUAAAAUAUUAUAUCAAACGAAAAAUCUGAAUAGCAUCUAUCAUCUUGUUUUUUUAGGCAGACAGACAACAUUGCAUUGCUUAGAUAGACAUGUAAACAAAAUAAUCAUCUUCCAUUUAACAUACAUGAUGGAGAUAAUUGCUUGUAGGUCCUACUGAUAAUGGAAGAAGAAGGAUUCUAUACUAAUUUGAUGAAUGAGGGGAACGAUUCCUUAGAUUGGGAUAGUUUGAGUACGAUGCCUGUGGAGGAUGAUAUGAGUAACCAGCUUGAUGAGAAUGGCAUGAGUAGCGAGCCUGUCACGCAGCAGUUCCCCACUAUUGAGAGGACUACCGUGGCUAGACCAAAUCAAAAAAGAUCGAAGAAUUUUAGUGAACAAGAAGAUAAGAUACUUGUGUCGGCGUGGUUGCAUGUAAGUUUGGAUCCAGUGCUAGGCACAAAUCAAACUCGUGCUGCAUAUUGGACUAGAAUAUACGAGCACUUAUACAAAACGAGUAAAUCCACACCAGAUCGCAGCCAGAAUUCACUUAUGCAUCGUUGGAAAACUAUACAAGAGAAUGUCAACAAGUUUUGUGGAUAUCUGAGCCAGAUUGAGGGUAGAAGACAAAGCGGGGUUAGUAUACACGACAAGAUUGCUCAGGCCAUUGCUGUAUUUAAGGAGUUGGAAGAUAAGCCCUUCCAAUUCCUGCACUGUUGGACUCUCUUGAGGUCACAAUCCAAGUGGCAUGAUAAGAUGAAGCAAAUAACAUCCCAAAAACCCUGUGCCACCAAAAAACAGAAGGCAAGCACAGAUGGUUUGGGAAAAGCUAUACCCACAAAUGAUGAUACUACCAAUCAUGUUAAUGAAGAUAAUGAACCUACAGAGACCGAAGAGCCGAAGAUCAAAUACCUUGCUGCAUGAUCAACUGAUCCAUGGAAGCCACCUCGCUGAGACCUUCGUACAUGUGAAGAAGCAACUGAACAAAUUGUGACCAGAUCAGAGAAUGGGAGGGAAAGAGAUGGCAAUCGUAGCUGCAGUUUAGAUCAGUGGUUUGUUAGAAAUUUAUCUAGGUUUACUAAGUCUGCAAUGCAAACUAUUUAUAUUCAGAAUUGUGUCUUUUUGUUUUGUCCGAAGUUGGUGUUAGUAGAUGGGUACUUCCCUUAUCAUGCCCUUGGUGUUAGUCUGUGUAAUGAAUCAGACUUUAUGAGAGCCUGAUGUUGCUAUUGACCUGUGGUAAUCUGUAUUGUCUCUCACUGAGAGCCUGAUGUUUGAUUGUUUCCUGGCAUGAUUGAAAAGCUUCUGGGGCCUCUACCUCAUCUGUGGCUUUUCAUGAUUGAC